Anisakis simplex (herring worm) is the source of this 492-nucleotide messenger RNA. The record is from the annotation of a GenBank genome assembly. NCBI's taxonomy places the organism in Eukaryota, Metazoa, Nematoda, Chromadorea, Rhabditida, Anisakidae.
AUGUACCCGUAUGAGCUCUCAAUAUAUAUCCGUGCAACAGACUUCAAUCGUACGAUCAUCAGUGCCAUGUCGAAUUUCAUCGGGAUGUAUUACAAUCGACCUCAAUCUGAGCUGGAUAAAGAUUACCCUGGCGAUCCAUGGCCAAAGAAAUUCAUUUCAGUGCCAGUUCAUACGGUCAAUCGAUUCACUGAUCAUGUAAGUACAAUGUCUGAUUUCGGUCACAUUCAAGACAAUUUGCAUUCGAGGCUGGUUCUGCUGCUAACUGCGAUAAGUCUCGUAGUCCCAGCUAUGGGUGAUCCAAACACGUAUUGUCCAAGACAAUUGGCGCUUAUGGACUUGGCAAUCAAGUCUCCGGAAGUACGAAAACUCGAGGAAAAGAAUAAGGCAUUCUUAGAAAAGGUAUCGAAAAUUUGUGGUAUGAAGAUUGGUUUGAUGAGCUUGGUGAUGCCGGUUGACUCGUGGUAUAUUGAGGUGAGCGAUGAUUUAAGUUGA